AGGCCAUGCUGCAACCUGAACUUCUUGGUCGAGAUUUUACCCACCUUGAAUUUAUAAGGAGGCCAAUGAGAAAAGACUUAGGGAAGAAAAUGCUGUAUAGAGAUGCUUAUAUGACUGGAUGGUCUUACAAGACUGUAGUUGCUGAAGACUUGAAAUUUCCUCUAGUCUACGGGGAUGGAAAAAGGAGUAGGGUUCUUGCAACGAUUGGAGUCACCCGAGGUUUUGGAGAUCACGAUCUGAAGGCACAGAGUAGUGAUGUGUACAUCAAACCUUUUCUUACUGCUCAACCUGAAGUGAGUUUUCUUCUU
This is a messenger RNA of Limulus polyphemus (Atlantic horseshoe crab), 308 nucleotides long. RefSeq names its product protein phosphatase 1H-like. The annotation marks the transcript as partial. Lineage: Eukaryota; Metazoa; Arthropoda; Merostomata; Xiphosura; Limulidae. The record is from RefSeq and is a predicted model, not a curated record. The transcript has 3 exons.